AUGUCAACCAAGAGAAAGCUCCCGACCAAGCUUGGUCAACCAAUGGUGAAGCAAGGUGUCAAAUCGUUUGGAACUGGUCACCUGGAUGAAUCGAAAACCGUGGUAUCAGGUGGAGGAGCUGCAAGCACGGUGAAGACGAAUGGAGCGAAGAAGAACGAAGUGGUUGAAAUAUCCAGCGACGAGGAGGAACAAAGUGACGAUGAUAUGGAGGAAGUCGAGGAGGAUGGAAGUGAUAUCGAAGAAGAUGGCAAUGUCAACGCAGAUGUGACAAUGGGAGAGGAAGGAGCUGAGGCUGCCGAGGAAGAUGGAGAACCAACAUUCGGAGAUCUUGUUCGAGCAAACGCCUUGGAACCUAUCGAUGUUGCUGCCGCUUUCGUAGAUUCCAAAUCUCAAACCCUUUCAUACCCUCAAAAUUCAAUCCAGGCUCCUUCCGGCGCAUCCCUCGGAACAGUUCUUACUCAAGCACUCAAGACAAACGAUGUCGCCUUGUUGGAGUCCUGCUUGCAUACUACGGAUCUGAGUACGAUUAGAGCUACCAUUCAAAGACUCGAUUCUCCUCUGGCCGCAAUCCUACUACAAAAGUUGGCAGAAAGAUUACACAGAAGACCUGGUAGAGCUGGUAGUCUUAUGGUUUGGGUUCAAUGGUCAAUGAUUACACAUGGUGGUUACUUGGCAACUCAAAGAGGUCUCAUCAAGAAGUUGUCCGAGGUAAAUCGAGUUCUCGAUGAGAGAUCAAAGGCUUUACAACAUCUUUUAUCUUUGAAGGGCAAAUUGGAUAUGUUGGACGCACAAAUCGAAUUACGAAGAGGCAUGCAAAACCGAUCAGGAUUGGAUAGCGAGGAUAACGAUGAGGGUGUCAUUUACGUUGAGGGUCAAAGUGAUGACGAGGAGGAAGUGAUCGUGAAUGGAUUACCUCAAAGACUUGCCAAGAACGGAGACCUCGAAGAUAUCUCGGAUUCUGAGAUUGAAGAGGAAAUGCUUAAUGGUAUGGUGGCAGAAUCUGAUGAAGAGGAAGAAGACAGCGAGGAUGAUUUAAUAGAUGAUGAGGCUGAGGAAACCGAUGCGGAUUCUGGAGAUGAGGAUGAAGUUGAUCACGAUGAUAUUGACGAGCAAGGAGAAGAUGAUGAAAGUGAUGAUGCUGAACAAGGACCACCCCGAUCCAAGAUGCAAAAAUUAACCGGCAAUCGUUUCCAAAAUAGAAGAUAA
Molecule: messenger RNA, 1206 nt
Organism: Botrytis byssoidea
Lineage: Eukaryota; Fungi; Ascomycota; Leotiomycetes; Helotiales; Sclerotiniaceae
Exons: 1
Coding region: 1-1206 (401 amino acids)
Biological process (GO): maturation of SSU-rRNA from tricistronic rRNA transcript (SSU-rRNA, 5.8S rRNA, LSU-rRNA)
Cellular component (GO): nucleolus
Source: RefSeq, a predicted model, not a curated record